Messenger RNA from Lathyrus sativus (Indian pea), 627 nucleotides. NCBI's taxonomy places the organism in Eukaryota, Viridiplantae, Streptophyta, Magnoliopsida, Fabales, Fabaceae. The record is from the annotation of a GenBank genome assembly.
AUGGAUGGUGUUGUUGUGAGAAGGGUCAUUCCUUCUGAUAACAGUUGUCUCUUUAAUGCUGUUGGAUAUGUUAUGGAUCGUGACCAAACUAAAGCUGCUGAGUUGAGACAGGUUAUAGCUGCAACCGUAGCAAGUGACCCUGAGAAAUAUUCUGAAGCAUUUCUUGGGAAACCAAAUUCAGAGUAUUGUAACUGGAUUCUUGACCCAGAGAAGUGGGGAGGUGCAAUUGAACUCUCAAUAUUAGCAGAUUAUUAUGGACGUGAAAUUGCAGCAUACGAUAUCCAGACAACACGGUGUGAUUUGUACGGUCAGGAAGGUAACUAUUCUGAAAGGGUGAUGCUCAUAUACGAUGGUCUCCACUACGAUGCUUUAGCUAUGUCUCCCGUUGAAGAUGCUCCCGAGGAUUUUGAUCAGACCAUAUUUGCUAUACAAAAUUCCAGAAGCAUUGGACCUGUUGAACAGCUUGCGCUAAAUUUUAUUAAAGACCAACAUAGGAAACGGAAAUUCACCGACACUGCCAACUUCACUCUGCGGUGUGGGGUAUGCCAAAUUGGAGUUAUUGGUCAGAAGGAGGCAGCGGAGCAUGCUCAAGCAACCGGUCAUGUUAAUUUUCAAGAAUAUAGAUGA